This is a messenger RNA of Meloidogyne enterolobii, 1161 nucleotides long. The record is from the annotation of a GenBank genome assembly. NCBI's taxonomy places the organism in Eukaryota, Metazoa, Nematoda, Chromadorea, Rhabditida, Meloidogynidae.
AUGUUUCCAACAUUUAUUUCUUCUAAACUUUACUUCAAAACAUUUAUUCUUUUAUUUGUUUUCAUCUCCCAUGUUUUGGCUGUUUCGCCUCCUCCACAACAACAUACAACAAACAUUACUUUAAAUGAACAAACAAAUACAACAACCCCUAUUCCAUCCAAAACAACUGCUUCGACAACAACAUUACCUACAACAGCAAAAACAUCAACGCCUACAACAACAACAAUAAAGGCUACAACAACAACAACGAUUAAAACAACAGCAAAAACAACACCAAUUUAUAAAAAAAGUCCGCAACAACAACAACAACAUUAUCAACCAAAAAACACCCAACAACGAAAGAAAAUUCUUCACCGUAUUAAUUAUGAAGAGCCAACUAAUUAUCAAUCUUCUUAUGAACGACAUCCUUAUGAAAGGGCUUAUCCUCCAAAAUAUAAUAGUCGAGGAUAUUAUGGAAGUGGAGAAAGAGAAUAUGGGGGAGAUUAUAAAGAAGGGUAUCAAAAUAAGGAAUACCCAAGUCAUAAUGAGUAUAAUAACGAAGGGUAUUUUUUAAAUCUUUUCAGAAAAAAUUUUUUAAAUUUCACUAGAAACUAUGAACAAUACCAAAAUGGUCAUGAAAAAGAAUAUUAUCCAGCAGAAGAGAAAAAGCCUUAUGCUCCUGAAGGGAAUUAUAAUUAUGAGAAAGAAUCAGAAGAAUAUAAUAAUUAUGACGAAUAUAAUCAACAACAACACUAUUCCGGUACUUCCCCUUGGGCUUUUGAUCAAAAUAAACGACAUUCUUAUGAUUCUCAUUACUGCUCAGUCCACGGUUCGUUCUCCCUUGCUUUAGCUACUAGCUAUGGCAAUGAAUACAAUAGCAAUUAUGGAAAAAGCGAGGAAGGGAAAGAAUAUGAUCAAAGUUAUUCUCCUACUCCCCUGCCACGUUAUCAUACACGCCAAUUUUGCCGUUUUACUGCUGCAAACAGUCAGAAAGCUUGUCAAAUCUGUUGUAGAAUUGUUGCUAGAAGUGCUAAUACUAGCCCCGACGAUAUAAUCUCUACCAUCUUUAAAUUUGACCCAGCAUAUCCAUCAGCAAAUGGAGCAGGAAUUGGUGGGGAUUAUGAAGAAACAAGUUAUACGUCUACUUCUUUGUUUCAAUGUGUUUGUUGUGCUCCGAAAUAA